Rangifer tarandus platyrhynchus (Svalbard reindeer) is the source of this 567-nucleotide messenger RNA. The record is from the annotation of a GenBank genome assembly. Lineage: Eukaryota; Metazoa; Chordata; Mammalia; Artiodactyla; Cervidae.
AUGGCUUCCCCCUGUUCCGGGGACCCCAGCCCGGCAGGCCUGCCCCCGUGCCCUGUAGCCACUCCAGGUGAGACACACGGAUGGGUUCGGGGCCCCGCCGCGCCCCAGGAGCCCCCGUUCCCGGACAUCUACGGCGGGGACGCGCAGCUGUGGGAGGCCCACUUCCGCGGCAUCGGGCGCGCCUACCGCGCGCUGGGCAAGGAGGACGACUUCGCCAUCCGCGUGCUCACCGAGGACUUCACGCUGCCCUUCCCGUUCGCCUGGCCGCCGGGGCCCGACCCGGCUCGCAGGCCGCUCUUCUACGACCCGCACGACCGCUCGGGCUUCGACUUCCUGUUGCGGGGCCCGGGCGCGCCGCCCCCCGCGCUGCUGCGGCCCCUUCACAGCACGGCGCAGGCGGCGCUGCGCAAGCGGCGCCUGGAGCAGCUGGCGCUGAGCUACGCGCACGCGGUCGCCGGCCCCGGGCCCGGCCUGGUGCUGCUGGCGCCCGCGCCCGCCGCAGCGGGCAGCGCCUUCCCUGGGCCCGAGGCAGCUUCCCCCAGCGGGGGCGCCCCCCGGCUGGGCUAG